Messenger RNA from Linum trigynum, 1164 nucleotides. The record is from the annotation of a GenBank genome assembly. Lineage: Eukaryota; Viridiplantae; Streptophyta; Magnoliopsida; Malpighiales; Linaceae.
AUGGGAUACGAACCGGCGAAAGUCGAUUCCGGUGGCAGAGUCGACAAUCGGAGCACAAAGGAGUUGGUAAUGUCUCUGAAGUCGGAGUUCCAGACGUCGAGUUUCGAGUUUGUGGCGUCCAUCUUGGCCUCUAGAGAAGAGAAGCUGAAGCGGGAGAUUGCGACCAAGGCGGAGGAGAAUCAAGGACUCUGGCUGGAGAAUGAGCAGUCCAGGUUGUUCAUUAUGAAAUUGGAGGAAGAACGGGAAAGAUGGAGAACGGAAGCUGAAAAGACGAAGAGAGAGAUUCACGGGCUCCGGCUGGAGAAAAAGCAGGCCAGGUUGGAGAAGAUGAGAUUGGAAGAUGAACUGAAAAGCUGCAGAAUGGAAGCUGAAAAGGCCAAGGAUUUCGAGGAUCGUGUCAAUAGGUUGGGGGAGGAGAUGAAGAAGUUGCAAGCCGUACGGCUUGCUGGAUCUGAAGACGUCGGGAGAGGGGGAGUCCAAGAACCGCCGGAGAAUCUUGGAGAGGGUGUUCGUUUGACAAAGGAGGGGAACAGGAUUUCCAGUGCUUCAGGUUUGAAGAAGGUUGAUGACAACAAGCAAUUGAACGUGGAAAUGAAUGUGAAGAAGGAGAAGGAAGAUUUGGUGAGUGGAGGAGGGAUUGAGGUCUGUAAGAGGGUAGAACUUGGCAUGGAGUUGAAUGUGAAGGAGAAUGAAGGAGGUGGCAAGAUUGGAUUGAACAGAAGUGUCGAUCUGAAGUCCCAUCAAGCUGAUAGUAGCUCUGGAAACGCAAGACCAGCACCAGCUGGAGGCAUUUUUGUUGAGAUCAGUGAUAGUGAUGAUGAACCUACUCCUUCAAAGGCUCCAAAGGAAACAACUUCUAAGCAGCCACCUGCGGGAGCUGGUCACUCAGGAAAAACAGCUGCUGAAGAUGGGACCGGGGUGCUGAAGAGGAAGUGCUCCAGCUUCGGUGCAAGUGAUCACUCUGAUCAGCAUCCCAAAAAGCUGACAAAACACCACGACAUGAUUCAUAUUAGUAGAACUGUUGCGGCACCAGCAAAGCUGGGACCAAAACAAGCAUUAGCUGCCGUGCCCAGCCCCAGCUCCAGCUCUAGCUCCAGCGCCAGCUCUGACGAUGAUGUAUUAGUAGAACUGUUGCAGGACCAGCAAAGCUGGGACCAAAACUAG